AUGGAACUCAACCGAGAACAUUUGCGCGCCAUAAUUUAUUACAACUUCCAGAGACAAUUAUCGCAAGCAGAAUGCCUUGCUGAGUUACUGUCUGUUUUCGGCAAUGAAGCGCCACAUCAAUCGACAAUUUCUCGUUGGUAUGGAGAAUUCAAACGUGCACGGGUGAGUCUUAGCGACGAUCCCAGGGUGGGUGCACCAAAAACGGCUGUCACCCAGGAAAACGUCGAUGCUGUGCGCAAACUCAUCAUUGAAGAUAGACAUGUGACAUAUCGCGGGAUUGAGGCGUCCUUGAAGAUCUCAAAGACCUCAAUUCAAAAAAGUUUACAUGAAGAAUUAGGAGUGAGAAAAUUAGUUUCUCGUUGGAUACCCCAUCUGUUGACUGAAGAGCAGAAAGCAGCCAGGGUUAAUUGGUGUAAAAAAACGCUUGACCGUUUCAAUUCCGGAAACUCAAAAAAUGUGUACAGCAUUGUUAGUGGUGAUGAAUCGCGGAUUUACUUUUAUGAACCAGAAAAUAAACGACAGUCGGCUGUGAUCCGUUCUCGAAGUGUUUCGAAAAAGAUGGUCGCGACAUUUGUGUCACAAGCAGGUCAUAUUGCAACAAUUCCUCUUAAUGAGCAAAGAACUAUUACUACGGAUUGGUAUACCACCAUUUGUUUGCCAAAAGUCAUCAUCGAGCUUCGAAAAAUCAACCCCGAAAGAAGAAUCAUCCUCCACCAAGACAAUGCAAGCUCGCAUACAGCCCAAAAAACAAGGCAGUAUUUAACGGAAGAAAACGUGGAAUUAUUGGACCAUCCUCCAUAUAAUCCCGAUCUAAGUCCUAACGAUUUCUUUACUUUCCCGAAAAUUAAGAACAGAGUUCGUGGUGAAAGGUUCCAGUCACCAGAAGAAGCAGUUGACGCAUUCAAAAAUGCCGUCUUAGAUCUGCCAGCAAACGAGUGGAGUAAGUGCUUCGAAGAUUGGUUCGAGCGCAUGCAGAUGUGUAUAAGUCUUCGUGGAGAUCAUUUAGAACUACCUACCUGGUGCAGACAACGGUCACUCUGGGAUCAGGAAUGGAACAGUAUUGUCUUUAGUGACGAGUCUCGAUUUUGUUUAGACAUGCACAAUGGUCGUACCAGCGUUAGAAGGCGACGUGGUGAAAGGAGGAAUCCACAGUUUUUUGUUGAAAGACAUGUUCAUCACACUGUUGGAGUUAUGGUUUGGGGUGCUAUAGCUUAUGGUUCCAGGUCACCUUUACUCUUCAUCAGAGGUAACAUGAACGCGCAGCGUUAUAUCCACGAAGUUCUAGAACCCCAUCUUUCACCCUAUCUUGACACCCUGGCAGAUCCAACUUUCCAACAAGAUAAUGCCCGACCACAUGUUGCAAGAGUCACAAUAGACUUCUUUCAACAUAAUGAUGUCACAUUGUUACCAUGGCCACCAAGAUCUCCCGACUUAUCCCCAAUUGAGCACGUGUGGGAUAUGAUGGGUAGGAGAUUGCUCAAUUUGCAACGUCCUCCUCAGACUCUAGAAGCACUUCGAGAGGAGUUGGUGGUUGCCUGGAAUGAGAUACCACAGGACGACAUUGACCACCUGAUCAGAAGUAUGCCUAGGCGCGUUGGAGAAUGCGUAUCACAUCACGGUGCAUCCACACAUUAUUAA
Messenger RNA from Acanthoscelides obtectus, 1638 nucleotides. NCBI's taxonomy places the organism in Eukaryota, Metazoa, Arthropoda, Insecta, Coleoptera, Chrysomelidae. The record is from the annotation of a GenBank genome assembly.